Messenger RNA from Gaeumannomyces tritici R3-111a-1, 246 nucleotides. RefSeq lists its product as hypothetical. The transcript has a single exon. The record is from RefSeq and is a predicted model, not a curated record. The coding region runs from base 1 to 246 and encodes 81 amino acids. NCBI's taxonomy places the organism in Eukaryota, Fungi, Ascomycota, Sordariomycetes, Magnaporthales, Magnaporthaceae.
AUGCCCAAGCCACAGCCUCUUCAGAUCCCCACGCGCCGUGAGCGUAGCACGCGUCUCGGUUGCGACGCAGCCACCUCAUACACAGGAGGUCGGUUGUCUGUCUGGGGUUGUACUCCUGAACUACGGUGCGAAACCCCCGCCCCUGCGGAUCUAGGCAAACACGACAACGGCACGGCAAAGCGCACCGACGAGAAAAAUAUAGGCAUGCCGGCACCGUCGGUGGCAGAUGACCAGGUCAAUCUAUGA